ACACAGGUCAGCAUGGCCAGAGCAGGAGGGGCUCCCUUGAGACACCAGUUAUUCUGGAUUUGCUGACCUUAUGGGGCAUGCUGCUCUUGGCCUGGCUGACCUGUGCAGGUCUGUCCCCUCCAGUGUCCACCAAGGCAGGUCCCUGAUCUAUUUUGCUGCUACCCUGAGCACAAGAGGUACCCGCUGUGUUGGAUGGGGAGGAAGUGGUCUCCCCAGGGCUGUUUAUAGAAGUGACGGUGUCGGCUGCGCUCUGCUGAUGGUGCUUUCUGUGUCACUUUACCAAAACAGAAGUGGAAACUGAGCUGCUUUUGUGGAGGCAGGGUCUGUGCUGGGGCAGGGUGAGAGACACGUGGUGUAAGGAGCAGGGAGCUGCACCCACAGGUCCCUGAGCAGUGACGAGUUGGCAGUACUUGUGUUUGGCAGCACUGACCCACAAAAAGAAGUCUGGCCCCAGCAGCUUUUGCAGCAACCCCAGAGAGGAUUGAUGUGUUUGAGAGCCCCAGUGAGGCAGAAAAUCCCACCUGAAUUUAGGGGCUGAAGUUCAGGAAGGGUGUGGGCAUCUGCAGGUGGGAACUGGUAUGUGAGUGUGUGUUCAGGCCUGAGGAGCACAGCCUGGUGCAAGACUUCUCUUUGAUAGUGCUUUAUACCAUUAACGGAGUAAUGCUGGUAAGGCAAAUGUUUUGCUUGCUGUUGGUAGCCAAGCUGCUGUUCCUGGCCUUUCUCCCAUGGAAAGCAGUCUUCCUCUGUCUUGUAUUUCUCACCUCUGGAUUGCUUCCCUUCUGCCUGACUAAUGCUGACCUACCCAAGGCCCGUCAUAGCUUCCCCUGCUGAACUGUCACUCUUCUCACCCUACUCCAUUCUCAGUGCUAACUGCAUAUUUUCUAGGCUGUCUGGUGCCAGCUGACACUGCUGGGAUUGCUCAGGUAAGGCAGGCAGGUCGUCUCCAGCGGGACCUGCAGCUCUGGCCAUGGGGUAUCUCUCAGUGAUGUCCCCUCAGGUCCAUCCCACUCCAGUUUCCCAGCUUGUUCUGGGCUGCUGGGCAGCGCAGCUCCCCCCUGCUCGGGUGCUGGGUAGCCGCUGAGCUUGGCGUGCCCCUGGCCCUCGCUGUGGGGGGUGGAAGGGGCAGGAUGUUCAGUGAAGUCUCUUGCAGGAUGUGCAGGAUUGGCGCUGCAGCCACGCGCCCUUCAGCAGGAAGCGCAGCCUGCGGGGCCGGCAGGUGCUGGGCAGGAUGUGACCCUUCCGCUUCCCUUGCAGGUGAUGUUCUCCUUCGAAGCUGGCAGGCGCUGUGACUCCGGCCCAGGGAACUUCACCUUUGAGACCAAGCAGGGCAACGAGAUCUUCCACCUGGUGGAAGCCUCCAUCCAGGAGCAGAAGGCGCAGGUGGAGGAGAACCGGCAAAGCUGCGAUUCACUGGAGUCAGACAGUCCCAGCGUGGUGCUGAUCCGCCAGGCGCUGGCCGACAGCCUGACUCUAGAGCUGCCAGCGGAGGGCGGCGACGCCCCAGGCCCCAAAGCGGCGCUGGCGCCCCGGCCCAGUGCAGCAGCGGAGGAGAGGGACUCCACGUCUUCGCUGAAGAGCCGGAGCCUGCCGGAGCUCCCCGUGCCGCAGGCCAAGGCUGCGGUCCUGAGCACGCCGCCGCGCUCCCCACUGCCCAAGGUGCCGCACGCCGUGCUGCCGGCCGAGGACCCGAGCAGCGUGUACUCGGAGCCGCUGGACUCGGUCAAGGGCUUCCGGCCCUGGCUGGACCCGCUGUACUCGGAGCCCGUGGACACCAAGGCCGCCAGCGGGGCCAAGGCGCCCGGCAGGGCUGCGGACGAGACGAAGCUCCGGCUGCCGGCGCUGCUGUACGCGGGCACGCACGACCAGGUCUGGGCCGAGGGAUGCAGCCAGGCCCCCGCAGUGCCCAGCCGGCUGGAGCACAUCUAUGAUGAGCCCGAGGGCCGUGCUCCCCGCUCACUGCCCCCCCCGACCUGCAUCUACGACGAAGCGCGGCCCACGGGCGAGGCCUGGCGCACCCAGGGCCACGAUGGCAGGAGCGGCUACGAGUACCCCUACAACCCCAGCACUGACGACUACUCAGUACCUGCCUUCCAGGCCAAGGCCAAGGGCCCCAAGCCGGUGCCAGCUCCUAAGCCCCAGGCAGCCUUGAUCCCCAAAGGUGCUGAGAGGGGCGGGGACCCCAGCAAGCGGCGGGGGAAUGCAGCUCCCGAGAAGGUCAAACCCAGCCUCAACAGCAGCAGCAACAACAACAACAUGGAGGUGCUGUACAGCCGGGUGCUGAAGCCCCCGCACGCGCAGAAGGAGGAGCAGUCUGUGGAUGAGUGCAGCUUGUCACCUGUCUACGAGGACUUAGGGGAGAUAUAACGUGCUGCUGCUCUGUACCUGCCCGGAGGGCCCGACCCGUUGGUGAGCAGUGCCAGCUGCUGUCCCCGGCAGGCCCUGGGGGUGACCUGGGGCUGAGGACUGGUCUGGCUCAGGCAGAGCCCCUCUCGCUUCCCAGCGCUAAGGAGCUCCGUUUCCUCAGAGCCCUUUCCGCGGCUCUCACUGCCAUGGCGGUGCAGGUGCCAGCGAGCUUCUCCAGGCUGGAGCUGGCUCGUGUCACCCUGAGCCUGCUGCUCCAGCUCCCUGUGACCAGGCCACGGG
Athene cunicularia (burrowing owl) is the source of this 2643-nucleotide messenger RNA. RefSeq names its product docking protein 1 (gene DOK1). Lineage: Eukaryota; Metazoa; Chordata; Aves; Strigiformes; Strigidae. The record is from RefSeq and is a predicted model, not a curated record. Gene Ontology annotation, cellular component: cytoplasm. The coding region runs from base 1258 to 2364 and encodes 368 amino acids. Gene Ontology annotation, biological process: positive regulation of MAPK cascade; cell surface receptor protein tyrosine kinase signaling pathway. The transcript is spliced from 3 exons.